Messenger RNA from Penicillium angulare, 528 nucleotides. RefSeq names its product DUF1993 domain-containing protein. The transcript has a single exon. Lineage: Eukaryota; Fungi; Ascomycota; Eurotiomycetes; Eurotiales; Aspergillaceae. The record is from RefSeq and is a predicted model, not a curated record. Bases 1 to 528 code for a protein of 175 amino acids.
AUGUCUUCUUCCCUCUACAACACAACCGUUGUCCCUGCCAAGCAGGCCCUCAAUGCCCUUUCCAACAUCCUCCGCCAAGCCGAGCAGCACGAAAACGCUGCCAAGCUGCUUGAUGCCGCUCUCUGCGAGGAUAUGAAGCCAUUGAGCUUCCAGGUUUCUUUUUCCGUCCAGUUGGCCGAAAAGAUGGUCGCCAGAUUGACUGAAAGCCCGAUCGGAACUUAUGAUACCAAUAUCCCCACUUUUGCUGAGGCCCAGUCCCAGAUUGAGAAGGCUAUCAAGGUUCUCGACGCCGCUGAUGAGACUACCAUCAACGGCAACGCUGAGAAAACUGCUGAAAUUGGCAUGGGUCCUGGUGUCAACAUUCCUAUGCGUCUGGAAAACUAUGCCCAUGCUUUCAGCAUGUCUAACCUUUACUUCCAUGUUGUCACUGCUUACUCUAUCCUGCGCAAGGAGGGUGUGCCUCUUGGCAAGAAGGAUUACCUGGGUAGCUUCAUGGGUCCCUAUAUGCCCCAGGGUCAGGGCCAGUAA